GAUAGGGCGAUGCGUCCGUUUCUGCUGCCGUUUGCAGCGUUUCUGCUGCAUGUGCUGGCCUCUUCUAUGGCGGCGGGGACUCUCUGCAUGAUGAAGAAAGAGACGGCACUGACGCGGCUGUCGGCUGACUUCCAGAUCCGCCGCAGAGUGGGGAAGGGCGGCUUUGGGUAUGUGUACAAGGUCGUGAGGCGCUCAGACAAUGUGACCAUGGCACUUAAGCUGUUCAGAAACCGGUACCAUUCAGAUUGCGUCAUGAUUGUCGGCCAGGUGAGGGAGACAUGCACACAAAGGCCGUUAAUGAUGGUCUCAGUGUCUGCGUGUCUGUGUGUGCACCUGCCGAAAAGGCUGAUAGAGAACGAGUGUCCCCUGAACCGUCUCAUCGUCUCCAAGACAGAUGAAUCGACCCGCCCCAUGUUCGUCGACUGCUACCAGGACGUCCUGCCCGACCCCAUGAGCCCCGCCUACAUCCUGCUGGAGUACGUCGACCACAAACAGUACGGCACCGCAGACAUCGACAUCGUCAACGACAUGCAGAGAUGGCAGCUGCGGGUGCUCAUGCUCCGCCCCCUAGUCGCGCUGGCGGCCAUGCUGCGGCCCCCCAACAGCCGCGUGCACAAUGAUUUGCACUUCGGCAACGCCAUGCUGCGCAAGAGGGACCUCUCUCUGAAGCUUCUCGACUUCACAAUCAGCACCAAAUGCCCGGAAGAGUGUUCGGGUGACGACGUCGACCGAAUGGGCCUCAUGCUCGCCGCUCUCGAGAUGGCCGGGUCGCGGAACGGCAGCGCAGCCCAACAGCCAAGGGGACAGGACUGGAUCAUCCCGAACCACUACCCCGAGCUGCAGUGGUGGCGGCAUGUCCUCCAUGUGCUGCACCUCUACAGCCCCCAGACGGACUUCAACACCUUCAAAGCCGCAUUUGACAAGAUGGCCGCCGGCACGAUGGACUGGGACAGAGCACUGAGGGAGCUGAAGAAAGGGAGACGCACCAAUGGCCAGAGCGUGGAUGGCAUUGACCCGCUGAUUGAGGGAUUGGAGAGCGGCUGCAUGGUGGACCUCGAGAGGUGGACUUUCGACCAGGAAUGGCGGCCGACCAACCGGAACUUCAGGCGGGCAUUCGGGCUGGACGGGGUAGGGGGAGGGCCGAGCUUGAGACGGCUUUCACCGGAGUUCCUGCACUUCUUCAUGGAGCUGCGGCGGCUGGGUGUGGAGCUGGAGGGGAUGCCGGCGCGCGUUGGUGAGAUCCUGGCGAAGAGACAGAUGGGGGACGACACAAACACCACCACAACUGACAAUGAUGGUUUGUGAGAGGGAGACACAGCACUCUCCACUCACCUCACCCGUAUCGAUGUGUCUCCCUGUGUCUUGUUUCGAAGAGCCUGAGACAUCUGCCGAUGGUGGCGCUGAGGUAGGCCCCGCUGUAGAGAUGGAGCUCAUGAACGAGCCCGCCCCCCGGCUGCACUUCCUCGUCCACUGCCACCCAUACGUCGCGACCAUCUGGCAAGACGCAGCGACACACUUCACCUCCAGAUGUGCAGACCAGUGCUCCCACCUUCCCGCAACUGACACAUGUGCCACGCCAUUCGACGGCGGGAUCACAUGCGCGCCAACAAACGACACACUCACCAAAGAGGCCUGCAUGGCCUCAUGCCCCAAACUCUCGCUGCCGUCCUCAUCUCUCCAGUGUGAGAAGGCGGUUUCUUCGAUGGAUUUGACCAAGAGGGUGCCGUACUGGCUGGUAGCCAAAUCGAUGGGGGAGGGGUGGAGUGUGGAUGCUGUGUCAUCUUGGGUGAAAGGGUGGUUGGGGUGGGGAGAUGGUGCGUCAUUCGGGUUCAGGAAGGAUGAAUUUGAGGGUUUGGGCGAUUUGUGGAUGCUACAUAGCAUGGGAUAGGAUGAUUCGUGUAUCUAGAC
This is a messenger RNA of Vitrella brassicaformis, 1908 nucleotides long. Lineage: Eukaryota; Vitrellaceae. The record is from the annotation of a GenBank genome assembly.